Messenger RNA from Cladophialophora psammophila CBS 110553, 816 nucleotides. RefSeq lists its product as uncharacterized. The record is from RefSeq and is a predicted model, not a curated record. Gene Ontology annotation, biological process: poly(A)+ mRNA export from nucleus. The transcript is spliced from 2 exons. NCBI's taxonomy places the organism in Eukaryota, Fungi, Ascomycota, Eurotiomycetes, Chaetothyriales, Herpotrichiellaceae. Bases 1 to 816 code for a protein of 271 amino acids. Gene Ontology annotation, cellular component: nucleus.
AUGGUCGACUAUUCUAAAAAGACGGUGGUCGAGCUGAUAGAGAUCCUAAAGUCGCGGAGCCUACCACAUUCAGGAAAGAAGGCAGAACUUGUCGCAAGGCUGAAUGAGGCAGACAAAGCAGCUCAAGAAAAUGAAGCCGAAAAAGCCCCUCCAGCAGAGUCUACCACCGCUCCGCCUGCGCAAGCGCCAGAAUCUGCAGCAGCACCGGCACCGGCAUCAGACACUGUCUCCGAGAAACCUUCAGCAGCAGAAGCGACAGCGGCAGCAACGACAGGGCCUACAAGCGUUGAUGAGAAAGAAUCCCCUUCCGCGAAUACCGACACCGCACUUGCCAACUCCGCCUCCUAUGCCCUAAACCUGCCGCAUUCAGACGUCGACGCUGAGAUGGCCAAGCGUAAGGCCCGCGCCGAGAGAUUCGGCACCGGCACAGCUCCUGCGAACGGUGAAACAGGAGCAAGCAACACAGACUGUGAUUCACAGAAAGCCCUGGAGCGCGCGAGACGCUUUGGAACUGGACAGACUGCCAUGGGAAAGUUGGAUGAAGCCCUACCGGAAGAACGUGAGCGUGGUUCAAGGAAACGAGGCAGGACUGAAGAGAGCAAUGCUAUGGAUGAUCCAGGUCUGCGAAAGAGCUUUGGUGGUCGGGGAGGGCGAGGCCGUGGUGGAAGAUUCCGCGGAAGAGGCGGCCGGGAUAACUCACGGCGGAGAGUUGGAGAGAAGCCUUCUGGGGUGACGAAGCCCUCAGGGGCGUUCUCCACAGACGCGGACCGUGCUGCCGCAGAGGCGAGGAAGAAGAAGUUUGCAACCGUGUCGUGA